AAGUUUGUGAGUGAAAAGUGAUGCUCAAGCACAUUGAAUGUUGAUGUUUUCUUUUUCUACUACAUCUGGUUAACAUGUUUUCAAAUUAGUAACUUACCCGAUAAUGGCCAAUGAUUUUGUUAAUUUAACGUUUAUUUUUAUUGUUAUUUGUUGGACUAUUGGUUUAAUUAGUUGUGAAACAUAUCCAAGUCCUGAAAAAUUAGGUUUUGCUUAUGAAUUUAAGAUACAUAUUGAUGCAAGUAAGGAAGAAUGUUUCUAUCAAAUGGUUCAAGCUCAGUCAACCCUCUACGUGGCAUUUCAGGUUAUGAGAGGAGGUGAUAGUAAAGCUGGCUUCUUAAUCAGAGAUCCAACUGGAGCAACAAUCCUUCCUUACAAGUGGUCUGAGAAUGCUGAACAUGAAGAAUCUUCAGUACAUAAUGGAGGUUAUUACCAAUUCUGUAUUGACAAUUCACUCUCCAGGUUUGCCUCUAAAUUGGUUAGUCUUUAUGUAGCGUCUUACAAAAGAGAUGAAUGGGAUAAAUAUAUAUCUGAACUGACAGCCAACGAUGUAGCAGUUUCAAAUUUCACGGCUUCUUUAUCAAAUGUUGACAAAAAUAUUGGAACCAUGUUGAAGAGUUUAGAUCAAUCUCGUCGUCAUCAUUCUCAUGAUUGGUAUUUAGUAGAUGGUAACAAUCGUUAUAUUCAAAAUUGGUCUAUAGCUCAAUGCCUGAUUAUCGUAUUAUCAUCUGUUGUUCAAGUAUUUGCUGUUAAGAGAUUUUUUACUGCAGAUGAAAAAUCAUCAUCUAAAGGCAAACCAAGAGCUUAAAAGUAUUCGCUAUCAGCUGGAUCCAUUACAAGUUCCGAGCUGCUUCUCUGUUCUUUCUAUUGCCUUUCCGUAUUUUUUUCCUCCAAUUUUGUGUAAAUGAACCAUUUAAAUCAUUGAUUAUUUUUAUUUAUUA
Messenger RNA from Tetranychus urticae (two-spotted spider mite), 938 nucleotides. RefSeq names its product transmembrane emp24 domain-containing protein 1. The record is from RefSeq and is a predicted model, not a curated record. NCBI's taxonomy places the organism in Eukaryota, Metazoa, Arthropoda, Arachnida, Trombidiformes, Tetranychidae.